This is a messenger RNA of Humulus lupulus (European hop), 2667 nucleotides long. RefSeq lists its product as uncharacterized. Lineage: Eukaryota; Viridiplantae; Streptophyta; Magnoliopsida; Rosales; Cannabaceae. Gene Ontology annotation, molecular function: DNA helicase activity. The record is from RefSeq and is a predicted model, not a curated record. The transcript has 5 exons. Gene Ontology annotation, biological process: telomere maintenance; DNA repair. The coding region runs from base 1 to 2667 and encodes 888 amino acids.
AUGCCAACAUCAUCUGAAGUAGCAGGCUUAAUAGUUGGUGAUUUUAGUGAAGUGAACUUCGAACGUGACGUUAUUGUGGAGCACCAAACUAAAGGAAUUCAGAGAAUCACAGAUCUGCAUCCAAGUUUCAUGUCUAUGACGUGCCCAUUAAUACACCCUUAUGGUGAAGAUGGAUAUAGACUUGGCAUACCUUUGAGAGACGUAACUGAAAGCUCUUUUAAAAGGCAAAAGUUGACAAUGAGGCAACAUUAUUGCUUUAGGUUGCAGCAAAGAUUAAAUGAGGGUCAUACUCUUCUUCAAUCUGGAUAUCCUGAUUUAUUUCUUACUUUCACUUGCAACCCAAAGUGGCCAGAAAUAAAUGAUAUGAUCCAUUUAAUAGGCCAAAAAGAUGAUAACAAUAGGGUCGAUAUCAUAUGCAGAGUAUUUGAGAUAAAGCUAUUCCAACUAAUGCACGAUCUGAAAAAAGAACAACCGUUUGGAAAGAUAAUUGCAUAUAUAUCUCGACAACUGAAGCUUGCUGGAGAAUAUUCCAAUUUGACAUACAUUACAGAUAGCCAGCAGUUGAAAGAUUACCAUUCCAUUUACCUAGAGAGCACACAAAAAACAAAGUUCACUCAAUGGUUGGAGGCAAACAAGAAUUAUGAUGAUGCACAAGAGCUAACUUAUUCGGAUUUCCCUAUAAGUUGGGUUUGGAAUUCAAAGGAGAAAACAUGGACUAGGAGAAAAAAUGGAUUGGCAAUUGGAAGAAUUUACUUUGCGCAUCCUUCGACUGGAGAACGCUUCUAUUUGAGAAUGUUGUUAAAUUUUGUCAAAGGGAGCACUUCUUAUGAAAGUAUUAGAACAAUAAAUGGGGUGACAUAUCCUAAUUUUAAAGGCGCAUGCUAUGCUUUGGGAUUGUUAGACGAUGAUAAAGAGUGGAUAGAUUGCUUGACUGAAGUUGCAAUAUGGGCAACUAGAAAAGAAUUAAGACAUCUUUUCGUCACGAUACUCAUUCACUGUCAAGUUUCUGAUGCAUCACAACUUUGGAAAUCUAAUUAUAUUGCAUUGUCAGAAGACAUAACUUCAUUGCAAAGGAAGAGAUUUAGAAUGAAUGAUCUUAAGUUAACUGAACAACAAGUUGAAGCAUACACAUUGUUCAAGAUUGAAAGUAUCAUGCUGAAUAUGGGAAAAAGUUUGAAAGAUAUAGAUGGAAUGCCCCUGCCUAAUCCAUCUUUGAUAAGAGACUCGGGUAAUAGAUUGGUUAAUGAAGAGCUUGAUUAUGACCGAGAUCAAUUAAAGAUAUUGCAUGAGAAAUCAUUUGCUGCUCUAAAUCCUUGCCAAAAAUCAGCUUAUAAAGCAAUAGUACAUUUAGUAGAGAAUGAACAAGUCUUACCUGUAGCAACUUCAGGCAUAGCUGCUUUGUUAUUGCCUAAUGGUAGGACAGCUCAUUCACGAUUUCAUAUUCCCUUGAAUGUUACAGCAGAGUCGACUUGUGAAAUUCGACAAGGCACCCUACUAGCUGGACUUCUUAUGAAAACUUCUUUGAUCAUUUGGGAUGAAGCACCUAUGGCAAAUAAGUUCUGCUUUGAAGCUUUGGAUAAGACCUUAAGAGAUAUUCUAAGAACAAGGUUUGAAAAUAGCUCUAACAAACCUUUUGGAGGACUUACAAUAGUGUGUGGUGGUGAUUUCCGACAAAUAUUACCAGUUGUCGCAAAAGGUACAAGAGCUGAUAUUGUUGAUGCUUCUCUUAACUCGUCAUAUUUGUGGCCAUUUUUCAAAAUAUAUGAGCUCAACCAAACUAUGAGGCUAUAUAAUGGAAGCUUGACUGGUUUUGAGGCUGCUAAAAUAGCUUCUUUUGACAAAUGGAUGUUGCAUAUUGGAGAUGGUUCAUUAUAUGAUGACAUUGAUAGACAAUUAAUUAAGCUUCCUUCUGAUAUCGCCAUAAAUCCAUCUCAAGAUCCAAUGAAAUCCAUAAUUAAAGUUAUCUACCCAUCACUUUUACAAAAGUACAACGAUCCUACAUAUUUGACAGAAAGAGCAAUAUUAACACCAAAAAAUGAAAUGGUCUAUGAACUAAAUGGGAUGAUUAUGAAUAUUAUACCAGGUGAAGGGAGAACAUAUUUUAGCUCAGAAAAUAUAUGCAAAGCAAGUGUAAAGACAAAUGAUGAAGAUCUUUUGUAUCCAGCUGAAUUUUUGCAUGGUUUGAAAUUUAAUGGCAUCCCUAAUCAUGAGAUGCGACUUAAGGAAGGUGCUCCUGUAAUGCUCCUUAGAAAUCUAAAUCAAAGAGAAGGCCUAUGCAAUGGCACAAGAUUGAUUAUCAGGCAUCUUGGUAAAUGGUUCAUUAGAGGCGACAUCAUUUAUGGAACAAAUAUUGGUGAAAAUGUCACAAUUCCAAGAAUUAUCAUGUCUCCCAAUGAAUCAAGAUGGCCAUUCAAGCUUAAUAGACGACAACUUCCCUUGGCACCAUGUUUUGCCAUGACAAUCAACAAAAGCCAAGGACAAUCUCUUAAACAUGUUGGCUUGUACCUCCUUAAGCAAGUAUUCACCAACGGUCAAUUAUAUGUUGCUGUGUCCCGAGUUACCACCAGAGAAGGAUUAAUCAUACUAAAUGCUGAUGAUGAGGUGGGAGACCCAACCUUAAUAAAAAAUAUUGUUUACAAAGAAGUAUUUCAAAAUACCCACUCAUAA